AUGGGAGCACACUGGAACCCUUACCACGAUGCGCCAGACUUGGCGGGGAAGGUCGCCGUCGUGACAGGUGCUAAUGCAGGCAUGGGUCUUUACACAGCACUACACCUGGCACUUCACGGAGCCAAAGUCUACAUCGGCGCGAGGACAGAAGCGAAGGCCAACCAGGCAAGAGAGACGAUCUUGUCCCUUCAGCCCAGUAUUGCAGGAACUCGACUUCCAUGGCUGCAACUGGACUUGAGCAAGCUUGGGAGUGUGAUUGACGCUGUCGAAAAGUUGAAAAAUACAGAGCAUAAGAUCGACAUUCUCGUCAAUAAUGCAGGCGUGGCGACGAAAGAUGUUGAACUGACGGAUGCGGGCUGGGAGAUGGCUAUGGCAGUGAGCCAUGUCGGCCACUUCACUCUCACGAACGGCCUCUUGCCACUCUUAAAGAACGCCGCGAGCGAAAAGGGGGCGGAUGUGCGGGUUGUAACCAUCACAUCCGGUGCCCACUCUUUGUUCUUCCCGUCGGAUUAUCAGUUCGACUUUUCGAACGCGGGCUUCCUCAGUGGGGAGAUUCCUUACGAGCCUUGGAGGUACCGCUUUCUGCAAAAGCCAUUGUUCAACAUCAGCGCCAUCCACUACGGCAUGGUCAAGCUGGCGAACGUAUUAUUCGCGCAGGAGCUUCAACGCCGCUUCGAUGACCUCGGCAUACCGUUCACUUCGAUGUCGGUGGAUCCCGGAGCAGUCAAGAGCGAUGGUGGGCUCGGUGUCUGGAUCACGCCCCUCCAGCCGAUCAUGAAACGCCUCAUGGCGACUCCUGACGAAGGGUCGUUCAACGCCCUCUUUGCCACUACUGCCUCGGAGGUUUGGCGAAAGCCGGAAGUCUACAAGGGAAGUUACCUGGUGCCUGUUGGAAGAGUCGGACAACCGCACACUGUGGUGAAGGACGAGAAACAUCAGCGGGCUCUGUGGGAGACUACAACGAACGAGGUGAACAAGUACUUGAAGCAACAUGGGCUUGCGCCUCUGAACGAACUCUGA
Molecule: messenger RNA, 1020 nt
Organism: Thyridium curvatum
Lineage: Eukaryota; Fungi; Ascomycota; Sordariomycetes; Thyridiales; Thyridiaceae
Exons: 4
Coding region: 1-1020 (339 amino acids)
Source: RefSeq, a predicted model, not a curated record